AUGAACUUAUUCAGUGGUUUUCAGGACCACUUGGCGUCGCCCAACGAUGACCUCCUUGGUCAGACACCCGAGGGCCAACAAGCACUGAUUUUCGCGGUCUUGUACCCCCCGGUGCUGAACCUACCUAGAUGGGAAGGCGAUGAACUGCGAAUACUGCUUGAUGAGGCGGGUGAUGCGGACAGGGUGGCGCCCUUGUCACUGCAGGCUCCUCCGCCUCCCCCUCCGCCACCCAAGCCGCCGCAGCUGCAGAGCCGUAUGUCUGCCCCCGUUCCUGGAGAGUGGCCGCCGCACCACCCGGCGGCCACCCUUGGAGGCAGCCACCUGAUGAUGUCGGCUUACGCUUUCCUAAACUCGGACUCAAUGCGUGAGUUCUACGACAAGCUCAUGCCGGUUUCGGCCCUGUACGACGAGAUGCACGAGUUGCCUGUCGUGCAGAAGCGCAAGCGUUGCAUGGAGAUGUCGUACUUGCGCAUGCAGCUUAUGCAGGAUCCGAGCUUUACGCAGAUCCUGCAAGCAGUUUGCUUACUACGACACCACCUCUACAGCCUCUCCCGCAAGGUGCUCGUAAUGAACCAGGGACCGGACGGCAUCCCCAUUGAUCUGCUGCUGGGCUCGAUGUCUACGGAGCUUUUCCACCUGCUGAAGGGGGUGCUGCCCCAGGAGAUCUGCGACUUGUUCGGGAACUGCCUGCCGCACCCGCGACUGGCAGUGCUGGUGUUUGCCGAGUUCACCUCGGUGGAUCCCAUGCCCACACUCGCUUGA
Molecule: messenger RNA, 762 nt
Organism: Volvox carteri f. nagariensis
Lineage: Eukaryota; Viridiplantae; Chlorophyta; Chlorophyceae; Chlamydomonadales; Volvocaceae
Exons: 4
Coding region: 1-762 (253 amino acids)
Source: RefSeq, a predicted model, not a curated record